Striga asiatica is the source of this 630-nucleotide messenger RNA. The record is from the annotation of a GenBank genome assembly. Lineage: Eukaryota; Viridiplantae; Streptophyta; Magnoliopsida; Lamiales; Orobanchaceae.
AUGGAGGUGUCAAACUUCUACAGAAAUGCCUCAGAUCACAAUGUCAUGGUAUUUGACACUCAAGAGGAGGUCAGAAAUAGACAGAAAAGAUUCUUAUUUGAUAGGGGCUGGGUGAAGCUGGAUGGUAUAACUGAAGCAGUGGAACAGGGCUGGCAUGAAGAAGUGAAUGGCACAGAGAUGUUCAAAGUUCACCAGAGAGUAAAGAAUACAAGGAUGGCUCUAUUAGCAUGGCACAAGCCUUUGAACAGAAAUAAUGAGAAUAUUAUCCAAGUUCUUACAGUCAAAAUGGAGGUUAUGAGAGCAGAAAUGAGAGACAGGGAUUGGACUGAAUGGGGGGCUGUGAAACAUGAGCUGGAUUGUGCCCACAGAGAGGAGGAACUUUUUUGGAGACUAAAAUCAAAGGCACUGUGGCAAAAAAAUGGUGACAGUAAUACUCGUUUCUUCCAUGCAUACACUGCCCAGAGGAGGAGGAGAAACUUAAUUCAGAGUCUGGACACAGGAACAGGCCACAUAUGUGAAAAUGUGGAAGAUCUAAAAAACCACAUUGUGGACUUUUAUUCAGCACUAUUUAAAACAGAAGGAUCCGUGGGAGGAGAGGACCUGCUGCAACACAUCCCUGUUCAUGUGUGA